GGACCCAUAGAACUGGUCGUAAACUUCUUCACUCCUAUCGAUCCGACAGAUCUCAAGCGUCUGUCACUUCCGGCCUCUUAUAUAUCAAUGAGCGCCCGAUCUGUGGAUCAGAAGACACAUGAAGUUCAGGUAUAUCUCGAUAUGACUGGAGAAUGGGUUACCAGUGAUGACCAUGUUGUUGAAUGGGAUGUAUGCGAAGUGAAGGGCAAAUCAAAUCUAAUUAAUGAAUUACCCGAAUGGGGAACCAUUAAGUUCUUCACCGACUCGACCGCCACUUAUGAGGCAAAUGGUUGUGAUACUGUAAUGCGCCCAAAGUUUAUCAAAACUGGUAAACUUGACAAUACUGUACACAGAAAUUAUCGUAAAGCGUCAGACAAUUGGCCGGGCAUUGGGUUCGCGCGGACACUAACCGCCGGCGCCAUUCAUACGGCGGCAAACACUGUGUAUUACGGCGUCGCUCACGUCAGACGACCGGCCAUUGAGUACACGGACUCACAUCUGAACCAAUUAUGGGAAAGUUAUUUCAAUGGAGACGACAAACAGAUGAUUGACUUCUUCUAUGAGGACAGAAAAGACGCCCUCCGGAGGGCCACAGCUUUGGACACACGUAUUGUGACCGACGCUCAGGCGGUCGGCGGCGAGAGUUAUGUUAAAGUAGUGUCGGCAGCGCUCAGACAGGCGUACGGAAUGGUAGAAAUGGUUGGUACAGUUGACAAGCCGUGGAUGAUGUUGAACCAUGGUAAGUGUCAGACCGUGGAUGGUAUUUACCCCCACUUUUCUGUUCAGCUAUAUCUAAAUCCAACGCUUUUGCGAUACCUUUUGGAGCCAUUGCUUGACUAUCAAGAGAGGGGUUUAUUUCCAAAGAAGUAUUGUUUGCAUGAUUUGGGAACAUAUCCCAAAUGCAAUGGACAGGUGGGACACGAUAUUGAUAUGGAGGUGGAGGAGAGCGCCAAUAUGUUGAUCAUGAUGUCAGCCUAUGUCAGGGCAACCAAUGACACAAAGUUUGCCAAAACGCAUUACAAGAUUGGCAAACAGUGGACACAGUAUUUGAUCGAUCACGGGUUGAUCACAGGAAACGCUUUGACAACCGACGCCUAUUUGGGCAGAAUUACAAAUUCAACAAACCUUUCGGUCAAAGCUAUUGUAGGCAUCGGAGCGAUGGCACAGUUGGCUGAAGUGACCGGUAAUGAGGCGGACAAACAACAGUACAGACAAAUCGCAGAGAACUAUAUCACAGAAUGGAUUGGUUUAAGUAAAGAUCCGUCCAAUAAAUACUUAAAAAUGAGUUAUAAUACACCCAACAAGUGGUUUAUGAUCUAUAACUUGUUUACUGAUGUUCUGUUGAACACCAAAUUAGUACCCGAAUCGAUCUACGAACAACAGGACGAGUGGUACCAACAGGUGAUGGACUUCUAUGGCCUGCCAUUAAAGAGUGAUAGUCAGGAAACACUGAUUGAGUGGAUUAUGUUAACGGCGGCCGCGUCUGCGAACUCGACGUUACGGCAAUCAUUGUUCGAUCGGACGGCCAAAUGGUUGCGCGAAACGCCGACUCGAGUGCCGUUUCCCGACCACAUAAACACCGUAACGGGCGUGGGUUCGCCCGGUUGGAUGAAUCGUGUAGUUAUCGGCGGUUUAUUUGCUCCGUUACUAACUGUUAGACACUAAACAUAUUAUAAAACUAAAUAUAAGAUUGCUUUUUAUAUAGUGGGCAACGAUGGAAGUUUAAUGCCAA
Medioppia subpectinata is the source of this 1732-nucleotide messenger RNA. NCBI's taxonomy places the organism in Eukaryota, Metazoa, Arthropoda, Arachnida, Sarcoptiformes, Oppiidae. The record is from the annotation of a GenBank genome assembly.